Molecule: messenger RNA, 8480 nt
Organism: Phycodurus eques (leafy seadragon)
Lineage: Eukaryota; Metazoa; Chordata; Actinopteri; Syngnathiformes; Syngnathidae
Gene: casz1
Product: castor zinc finger 1
Biological process (GO): regulation of neuron differentiation; positive regulation of transcription by RNA polymerase II
Cellular component (GO): nucleus
Molecular function (GO): RNA polymerase II transcription regulatory region sequence-specific DNA binding; DNA-binding transcription factor activity, RNA polymerase II-specific
Source: RefSeq, a predicted model, not a curated record
GAGUAGGAGGAGGAUGAGGAGCACAGAGUGGGAAAGAGGAGAAGAGUGUGGAGGAGAGAGGGAGGGAGAGAGAGAGCGCAGUUGAGCAGUUGAGGAGAAAAUGCCGUGUUUUGUGGAGAGAAUCCUUCCAGGGCAGGAGGGAGAGGUGAGGCAGAGCGCGGAGGGCGGUCUGCUGCCAGCUGAAAGGAGUUUAUGCACUGAAACGACCUCAGGAAAAUCCAAGAUGGCCGCCAAAAGGAAAGGUGGCCUAAAACUCAAUGCUAUCUGUGCCAAGCUGAGCCGCCAGGUGGUGUUCGACAGCAGCUCCCAAAAUGCAGAGGGAGACCAGAGCGUGGCUGAAAACAGCGAGCGCGGCAGUUCCCACUAUGAUGACAACGAGACCAACUUCCGCGAGAGCCUGAGCUUGAGUCAGAGCUUGGAAGAGGACCAGAAGAGACGCGAGGCCAUCGAAAAGUGGGUGAAUGGCGAGUACGGUGACGAGCCGCAGACGGCCGAGGGCGGAGACGAGCAGGAGCACGAGCUCCAAGACGCCGACGAUGAAAACCCCCCUCCCGAAGGUGUCUACAUGGUCCAGCCCAAAGGUUGCAGCGACGAGGAGGACAAUAACGGUGAGGAGGCGGAGCCCAUGGUCGGGUCUCAGGAUGGCAGUUACCACGACGACAAAGAUGCUGACGACGGGCCUCCCAAGCCUGACGCCUACAUGCCACCGAGCGAGGCCCCCAUUCGCCAAGCACCUUUCUCCUCUCCAGGAGAAGCAUCUACUCUCCGAGACUAUGCAGCCAACACAAUGAAUGAAUUUUUGGGAAUGUUUGGCUAUGAUGACCAUCAUAUGCGGGACGAGCUAAACAAGAAGCUCAGCUUUGAGAAGAUCAAGGCCGCUACCUCAGACCCCUCAUCCCUCAGCAGCGAAGAGGCCUCUCGGCGAGCCCGCUUCUCCAAAUAUGAAGAGUACAUUCGAAAGUUAAAAGCUGGUGAGACUCUACCUUGGCCCAUGCAUGCUUCCCCACCAAAACCAGAUGACCUCAACUCAAAACUGUCCCAAGACAAAAGUCCAACCAUGCUCCAGACCUCCGGGGGCCUCCCAGCAGCUGAGGCUCACGUCUACCCCACAAGCUUGGAUCACAAGCAGCAAGGAGGAGCUCCCCUGGCUGCCGCACAGCCAUCUAAUCCCUCUCACCUGCAGAACAUGGCCUCCCGGGCCUCCAAGUAUGACUUCUUCAUUCAGAAACUAAAAAUGGGUGAGAGUAUACAGCCCAAUGGUAAUGCUUUUAAACGACCCUCCAAAUAUGACCUGGAAAACGUCAAAUUCCUGAACCUUUUUAAACCGGGUGACGGCAGCCCUGACAUGGGCGGGGCCAUCGCCUUUAAGACUGGUAAAGGUGGUCGCCCUUCCAAAUAUGACAUUAGAACAAUCCAGAAGCUGAUGCCGGGAAAUCCCGAAGGCUCACUGAUGCCCAACAUCCUUGCAACCACACCGGGUAACCCUGGAGCUCCAGGUCUCCCCACCAUUGGUGCAGCUGGGGCCAGCAUUGCACCAGGACUCACCGUGGACCAGACGGGCCAUAUAAAUUUCACCACAUCUGACUACCUAAAGUCCAGCUUCUCCAAGACUGACUCCAUCACCACUGGCACUGUGUCCUCCGUUAAGAAUGGCCUGCCACCAGAUAAACCUGCCAGCGACGACGUCAACCUCUACCAGAAAUACAUCGCCAGGUUUUCUGGAAGUCAACACUGUGGCCACGUGCACUGUGCCUACCAGUACAGGGAGCACUACCACUGCAUGGACCCUGAGUGUAACUACCAGAGGUUUACCAGUAAGCAGGAUGUGAUCCGGCACUACAACAUGCACAAGAAGAGGGAUAACUCCCUGCAGCAUGGUUUUAUGCGCUUCAGCCCUCUGGAUGACUGCAGCGUCUACUACCACGGCUGCCACCUCAAUGGCAAAAGUACACAUUACCACUGCAUGCAGGUGGGCUGUAGCAAGGUGUACACCAGCACCUCAGAUGUCAUGACCCAUGAAAAUUUCCACAAAAAGAACGCCCAGCUGAUCAAUGAUGGCUUCCAGAGGUUCCGUGCGACUGAGGACUGCGGCACAGUCGGGUGCCAGUUUUAUGGCCAGAAGACGACGCACUUCCACUGCAGGCGUCCCGGCUGUACGUUCACCUUCAAGAACAAGUGUGAUAUUGAGAAGCACAAGAGCUACCACAUCAAGGAUGACGCCUAUGCCAAAGAUGGCUUCAAGAAGUUCUACAAGUAUGAAGAGUGCAAGUAUGAGGGCUGCGUGUACAGCAAAGCUACCAACCACUUCCACUGCAUCCGCUCGGGCUGCGGGUUCACCUUCACCUCCACCAGCCAGAUGACCUCCCACAAGCGCAAACACGAGCGCCGGCACAUCCGCUCCUCUGGCGUCAUGGGCCUCUCUUCCGCCUUCCUGGCCCCAAAAGAUGAGCCUGAGGAAUCCAGCAACGAUGACCUGAUGGACUUCUCGGCCAUCAGCAGCAAGAACUCAAGUCUGAGUGCCUCGCCCACCACCCAACAGUCCAGCACUGUAUCCCACCUCAUGGCCACACCCACUACUGCUGUCUCCUCCUCCUCGUUGGUGGGCCUCACCCUCAAGCCUACGCCCUCGCUGCCCAGUGUGGGCCAGCGUAUGUCCAGCCUGCUGUCCCAGGCCCUGCCGAGCAACAUGCCGGUGGCCCUCUCGCUGUCCAACAGCACCAUGGCUGCUUCCAACCCCUUCUACCCACUCAUACCCAGGUUGCCUCUCCAGCCUCCUCCACAUGCUGCUGGCCUGUUAUCAGCUGUCUCAUCCGAGGCCCAUUCCAUGCCCACCGACUCGCUGACCCAAGGCUGUUCUACAGUGGGGGCGGACGGAGCCAUGGCUUCGACCCCGUCCUCCUUCUCCAGCUCCUCCAUCAUGGAGAGGAUCUCAGCCAGCAAAGGUCUGAUAUCACCCAUGAUGGCAAGGCUGGCUGCUGCUGCUCUGAAGCCUUCCAACGGACCAGAUGCAGGGAGCGGGCAACCGGUCUCAGUCAGCCAGUUUAAUCUGGCUCAAGUGAAACAGGAACCAGUAGAAGCCACCUCAGGUGCCUCACAGGAGUCCACGCAGGAACACAGUUUGGACCUGAGCAAGAAAGACAACAGUAAUGAAUCAAAUGGACAUGCUGUACCAGGGAAUGCAUCUCUUUUAUCCUCGCUUAUGAAUAAGAUGUCACAGGUGAACCCUGCACUCUUCAACGCCAUGCACCUGAAAACGGAGCUGGAGGGCGGCCAGGGCGGCGAUACCCCAGAGGCAGCUCAGUACCUGAGCCAAGUUCUGAAGAGACCCCUGGCAGACAAACCCAGCGAGAUCUGGAGGACUUACCUCCGCAGGUUUGACACAGAUGACUUUUGUGAGGCUCAUUGUGACUUCCUCCAAAAAGUGCACUUUCACUGUCUGGUAGAGGAUUGUGGUGCUCUCUUCAGUACUGUGGACGGAGCCAUAAAACAUGCAAAUUUCCACCUGCGAGCCACUCUAAAAGUGAAGUCAGAGCCCCCGUUCAGCGAGGGUAAAGUGUCCGGCGAGGGUGGUCCUAUGCGGCCCGCUGCCCCCGUCUCCAUGGCCAACAACCCCUCCAUGGAUAUGGCGCACCUCCCCUCCUCUGGUGGCUACAGCUCCCCUCCUGCCUCCCUGCUGGCCUGGAAGCAGCUGACCGGCAGCAUCCCACAGAUGCCGGCCUCCAUGCCCAACCUGCCAGCCAACUCCCCUUUGGCCACCACUUCGUUGGAGAAUGCGAAGCCCCAAUUCAAACCUGGAUUUCUGCAGUUCCAGGAAAAUGAUCCCUGUUUGGCAACAGACUGCAAGUACUCAAACAAGUUUCACUUCCACUGCUUGUUCGGGAAUUGCAAGUACGUGUGCAAGACCUCCGGCAAGGCCGAGUCCCACUGUUUGGACCACAUCAACCCCACCAACAACCUAGUCAACGUCCGCGACCAGUUUUCCUACUACUCCCUUCAGUGUCUGUGCCCCAACCAGCACUGUGAGUUCCGAAUGCGGGGCCACUAUCACUGUCUGCGGCCCGGCUGCUACUUCGUCACCAACAUCACCACCAAGCUGCCGUGGCACAUCAAGAAGCACGAGAAGGCCGAGCGCCGCGCUGCCAAUGGCUUCAAAUAUUUCACCAAGAGGGAGGAGUGCAGGCGGCUGGGUUGUAAGUAUAACCAAGUCAACAGCCACUUUCACUGCAUCCGCGAGGGCUGCCAGUUCUCCUUCCUGCUCAAGCACCAGAUGACCUCACAUGCACGCAAACACAUGAGGCGGAUGCUGGGGAAGAACUUUGAUCGCGUCCCAUCCCAGGUGAUGCCACUCGGCCAGAGGACGGAUGACAUGCAUCAUCGCUCCAGCAUGGUGUCGGGGGCCAUGGCGGCCCACUCGGAUAUCAAUUCCAGCUACUCCUCCGCCAACAUCGAGGAGGCUGACGAUUACGUCGACUACAUGGGAGGCGGUGGCAGCCCCUUGGGCAUCUCCUCCGAGUCCUCCAAUCAAGACCGCAGCUGCACCAGCACCCCUGUGGCCAAUGACGGCUCCCCAGCAGGACAAGGCUGCCCCACCACCCCUGCUGACACUAGCCAAAAUGCUCCUCCUUCCUCCCCUCCUCCUGCUCCUCUUCCACCACCGCCACUUCCACCUCCUCCUUCCGUUCCUCAAGCUGGCCUGCCGGCCCAGGCUACGUCCCUGUCUCCCGCUCUCCUCCGACCACCCCUGCCCUCGCUCCCAUACCUCCUCUCUCCAUCCUGUCUAUCAUACUCUCUGCUCAGCGCCUCUCUGGGAGCCACUCUGAGUGUUGUCAUGCCAACCAACACACCAGCUUACAGCCCCAUCAUUGCCACUCCGUCGCCGGUUAAAAAUGACGUCCCUAUAGUGCAGGACGCUGCAGGAAACACCAUCUCCAUCCCCACCGCCGCCGGUGCAAAGAAGCGCUUCUGGAUCAUCGAGGACAUGUCCCCGUUCGGCAAGCGCCGUAAGACCGCGUCCUCGCGCAAGAUGUUGGACGAGGGGAUGAUGCUGGAGGGCUUCCGGCGCUACGACCUGUACGAGAACUGCAAGGACUCUGGCUGCCAGUUCUCCCUGAAGGUGACCCACUACCACUGCACCCGUGAGAACUGUGGCUACAAGUUCUGCGGCCGCACCCACAUGUACAAGCACGCCCAGCACCACGACCGCGUGGACAACCUGGUCCUGGACGACUUCAAGAGGUUCAAGUCCACGCUGAGCUGCAACUUCCUCGAUUGCCAGUUCUCGGGCAACAGCACCCACUUCCACUGCCUGCGCUGCGGCUUCCGCUGCACCGACAGCACCAAGGUGACGGCCCACCGCAAGCACCAUGGCAAGCAGGACGUGAUCAGCGCCGCUGGCUUCUGUCAGUUCAGCUCCAGCGUCGACUGCGAGGUUCCAGACUGCAAGUACAAGCUCAAGUGCUCCCACUUCCACUGCACCUUUCCUGAAUGUAAGCACACAGUGGUGGGGAUGUCCCAGAUGGACUCCCACAAGCGCAAGCACGAGAAGCAGGAACGGGGCGAGCUGCCAUCCGUGUCGCCCAAACCGGAAGCGAUGCACCACCUGGCCUCCUCCGCGGCACCUCAAGCCUCCGUAGCUCUGAAUGCAUCCCGUGGACUGACCCGUCCCGUCAGCAACAGCGGCACCCACUGCAUGCUCUACUCGAGCACAAGCGGCGGGUUAGAGUACAACCACUCGUACCCGCCGUCCUCCAUCAGCCUGGACGGCUCCCUCAACCUGGGCGCAGACACCAGCAGCUCCCUGUUCUUCCUCAAGAACGCCACCGGUCUGGGUCUCAACGACUCUCUGGACCUGAGCACGAAGCUCCACCAGGAGGCGGCACGACACACACCCGGCCACAAUGCGCCGCUGCGCAUGCUGGCAGCUCAGGACGACACCACCGGAACAUCCGGGGAGGCGGAGGAUGACCUGUCGCCCGAGGAGGAGGCACGGGCUGAGGACGAAGAAGACGAAGAAGAGGAGGAUGACGACACUGAUGCGGAGGAAGCGCUCAACACUGACUCAAAUGAUGAUUCAGCGGCAGAGCCCGAAGAGGAGAAGGACAACAGGGAGAGUUUUAAUGCUUCCGUCAACCACACUGACAUUUCCCAACUGGAAAAACAAGAUGGCGACCCGUGAAGAAAAACUUGGGUAGAGCGACCCAAUGUACGAUGAACAAGCAACAAUGAAAGAGGCCUCAUUCAUCAUGUUUAUGUGAGACUUCACAUGACAACAAGACACAACAACAGCGAGGAGAAUAGAGGAAACAGAUGACGGCCCAAAUAUGAUUUAUGAUGAUGUUUACAAGAUGACCAACAUUAUUAAUUCAAUUAUGCAUUAAAAAAUAUGAAUGGAGAUACACGGAAUACAUGCGGGAGCGGCAAUGUAAAGUGUUUCACUACACAUCAGUCUUUGUGUGCGUGCAUGUUUGAUUUUAAUUUAUUUCUAUUUUUAUUUUUCACAUUUUUGUGUGGAAAAAAACAACAAAACUCUCUAUAUAACAAUCUGUGUAAGUGUGCGAUGAUAGAAAAGGAACUUUGCGGGCCCACACCACAUGAACUGCGAGGCCGAGCACACAUUUUAAAAACAAAAAAAGGGAAGUGAAUCACUAAGAAGGAACAGGAUGUGUUCAAUGGUUAGAUUUUUUUCCUGUAUUACAUAUAAUUAUUAUUAUUGUGAGACACCAAGGGAGGGAGGGGGGUCACAAUUCUCUCACUCUCUCUAAGACGUUGGACUCGGAGGAGGCGUGUGGAAACGACCCAUCUGGUUGGUCCAGGAAGCCGCCAAGCUCAGCCUCACUCGCGUUGACAUUCUGCUAGAAAAGGCACCAAAUAAGCAGCCUGUGUUAUUCAUCUUCCAACACCCACCCACCCAUGAUACAGAGACCAUCUUUGGUGGAGGAAAUAGACUCUGUGUGUGGAUAGUGCACUUUUAUACUAGCUGACCGUGACGCAAAUACAGUGGCGGUGGAUGACUCGUGUUUAUUUUUGUUACCAUUUGCAUUACGAUGUUGUUUUGUUGAUGUCAGUGAGAAGCAUAUCAAUCUGUAAGCUGAUUUCAUGAAAGGGUGUGUUGGCAGGUGGGGAGGGGCGGGGGGGGGGGGGAUCAAGAGUUGAUUAGAUGUAGCGUGGGAGGGAGGGCGGAGCAUCAGGUAGUGUAUUUAAUGUUGGAAAAAUGUACAGACCGAAAACUGCCUCAAAUGGCGUUACGUUUCUUUUUAUUUUCUCCCCCAGCUCGCUUUCAUGACUGCAACGGUCGAGCUCCGGUUGUAAUCGUUUUUAUUUAAUAUUUAUGUGAACUUCCAAAAAUGAUCAUUUUUAGGGUGUUAUUGCACUUUUUAGUUUCAUUUUAACCAUCUGGGGAUUCAAAAACAAUUAUAUAUAUAUAUGAUAUAGCUCUUUUUACAGGGAAUUUGCUUUAAAAUGAUGUUGUUUUAGUUCACUUUGCUUUAAUGCACAAAUAGUUGUUAGUGUAACAAAAAAUGUUUUGUGAUUUAUUUAAAAAAAAACAAGCUAUUUUGGUUUUUAUUUUGCUUUAUUGAUGGGAAACUUUGGUAACGAAAAUGGGUGUGCCAUAUACAUGGCAUGCUUGCUAGAAACACUAAUAUGGACUGUGAUUUUAAGUUUUAAACUUCAUGGCGAUGCUCUUAUUGUAGUGCUAAAUUAUGAAACUGUCACUCUGGUUUAUAUUGAGCAAAUAUGUACGACUGAGGAGUGGACACACUGGUUAUAAAUGAUCUCCUGAGCUUGGCAUUGGAAAUAAAUAUCCAACAUAUAGGGAAUAAUGAUGUGUGUAGAUGAUUUUCCUCCAGAUAUUGUUUUGAGAAGAAAAAAAGAGGUUGUACAGUAUUUUCCUCUGUAAAAAAAAAAAAAAAAAAUGAACAAAACGCUCUGAGGAAAUUUUAAAAAGAAAACCAUGCGAAGGAAAAAAGUGAAUAAUAAAAAGACGGAUACAAAUAACAUCAUAGUUUGCUUGUGUGUGUGACAUUUCUCAAUUAUGACUGGUUCAGCUUUAUACGAAACAGUUCAUACAGGACAUCAUUGGCUUCCGUUAUUAAGCAUUUUAACAAACAAUGUCAAAGCUCAAACUCACUGAUUAGAAUGUGUCAGGUUUAUUUAACAAUGUGUUUUAUUCAUUUGUCAUUUCUGUGUGUGCUUUGUUUUUUCCCCUCAUUAAUUGAACUUUUUUUUUUUUUUGGUUUCUAUUUGUAGUUUGGUGUGGGCAUGCCUCGUUCACAGACUGUCUCCCGGGAAUCUCUCGCAAAGCAAGAGAUCCUCCUCGAUUUGUUUUGGCAUCUUUUUUUGUUGUUUGUUUUUCCUUUUGCUGACAACUGUAGGAGCUGGGAGACAAUAAUCACUUGAAUUUAGUUUCUACAUGUGCAUAUGUGUGGCUGUAAAAUUGCAGGAUUUGUAAAAAGUUGGAAAUAAAGAAAAUAUAAUUAUAA